AUGUCCCAAUCUACUCUUCCUGAUGCCUCCGCCCAAGUCUCCGGACACGCCGCCUCCGAUUCCACCAGCGCCGCCGAACUCGCCAGUCUUAAAGUAGCUCUGCGCUCUUCGCUGCGCCAGUUCCCGGACUUCCCUACUCCGGGUAUUCUGUUCGAGGAUAUCCUGCCCAUCUUCGCCGACCCCAAGCUCCAUGAGGCUCUGAUCCGCUCUCUGGAGCUUCAUGUUCUCGCCAACAACGGCGGCCAGAAGCCCGAUGUCAUUGUUGGUCUGGAGGCCCGUGGUUUCUUGAUCGGUCCUAGCUUGGCCCUGCGCCUCGGUGCUAGCUUUGUUCCUGUUCGCAAGCAGGGUAAGCUUCCCGGUCCCUGCAUUACUCAGGGCUACGAGAAGGAGUACGGCCAGGAUUUCUUCCAGAUGCAGUCGGAUGCUAUCAAGCCCGGCCAGAAGGUCAUUGUUGUCGAUGACAUUAUCGCAACCGGUGGCUCUGCCUACGCUGCCGGUGAGAUGAUCCAGAAGCUCGGUGGCGAGCUGCUGAGCUUCCUCUUCAUUCUCGAGCUUGAGUUCCUCCACGGCCGUGACAAGCUCCCCGCUCCCACCCACACUCUCCUCUCCGGCCAGGCUUAA
Messenger RNA from Penicillium longicatenatum, 621 nucleotides. Its product is annotated as adenine phosphoribosyltransferase APT1. The transcript has 2 exons. Gene Ontology annotation, cellular component: cytoplasm. The record is from RefSeq and is a predicted model, not a curated record. Gene Ontology annotation, molecular function: adenine phosphoribosyltransferase activity; AMP binding; adenine binding. The coding region runs from base 1 to 621 and encodes 206 amino acids. NCBI's taxonomy places the organism in Eukaryota, Fungi, Ascomycota, Eurotiomycetes, Eurotiales, Aspergillaceae. Gene Ontology annotation, biological process: adenine salvage; AMP salvage.